AUGUUCUCUUGGAGCCCUUUCAAAAAAUCUUCCAAGUCAUCGAAAGGGUCUCAAUCGGCACCCUCCUCUCCUGCCACCUCAUCAUCGAGUGGUAAUAGUGGGUUGGUGAAUUCACCAUCACUCCUCUUGGUACCUCCAUCAUCAUCAUCAACAGAGGCCGAUAUUAAUAUAUUAUUUCUAACUCAAACAAUUUGCCCAAUUUGUUCGUUUGUUGAAGAUGGAAAGGGAUUGGAAAAGGAACAUUGGAAAGAAGGUCACAUAGUAAAGAGGAAGGAUGAUAUUUGGCUAGUAAUUAAGUGUCAAGAACAUGGCAAUCAGGAAAUUAAAAUUAGUUCUAGUUUUGAUUUCUUCAUGAAGACGUUGGAUUACUCUCCCGAUAUUCUAGAAUCAAAACCUAAUUUCAAUCCAGAUAUUGAAGAGUUGGAAAAACAGAUUCAUAAUGAUGGAACAAUAAUAGAGAACACACCACUCAUGGUUGAUUUGGAUGUUUAUUCGGAGGAACAAUUUAUUCCUGACCAACAUAUUUUGCAUUCCAUCAAGGAAACUAUGAAAUUAAUACCAAAAGAUAAGAAUGUAAUAAUUAGAGUGAAUGGAAAAUUAGUGGAAGAUAUGGUCACUUUGAAUAGGAAGGUGAAUUUGAUUCUUGCCAAUGUACCAAAGGAUAAUCCAAUAGUUUUAGAGUUAUCAUUUGAUAGAGUUGUUCAACUUUCAAAGCUGGACGAUACCUGCUUGUUGAAUCCUCGUAUUCACCCAUCUGUACAAAUAUUCCUUCAAAAAGGAAUUGAAAAGCAAACUGCUUUAGAGUUGAACAAUGCGUUUUUGAUAUUGAAACAAAUUACCAAUUUGACAAUAAUUGUCAGAAUUGUUGUCAGUCGACCAUUCCCAAAGUUGGAUUCAAUUUUGAAUUUACUUCGUUUUCCAAUGAAGGGAUUUUGUAGAUUUAUUAUUAUCGAGGCUGAGAGAACACCAAACCAAAUCAUGAAACAAUUUAAAAAAUGUGCUGUACCUUUUAAUGAAGUUGACGAGUCUUUCAAUGUGGAUCCUUUGGAGUUGCUAAAAUUAAUUGAGGAAGAUACUAAGGGACAAAUUAAAUUGGAUGACUUUUUCCCUGCCAGUGUGGGAAUGAUUUUGGAACCAUUCCUAUCAGUUCUUGGAAAGGGAAAUUACAAUAUUCGACCAUCACCAUAUUGUGGAUUUGCUACUUGUCUCAUUAAUUCUGAAAAUCAGCAAACAUACCCAAGCGUUCCAAUUUCUAGACUUUUGGACAUUGAAAGAUUAUUCAAGGAAAUGGUGCCAAUAGUUAAGAAUAUCAAGGCAUCGAGUGGCUCCAGUUCAGACAUUGGAUUUUUGCAAUACAUGUCUCUAAAAAAGGCUGUGGAAAAAUCUAAAAGGGAGCACCCGGAGUAUCCACUCCCAAAAGACUUGUUCUCUUACAUGAUUUCAAAAGACCAUACCAUGAUCAAAAAGACCAGACAAAUCAUUGACGAUUUGCAGUUUCUUGUUGUACAUAAUGUCAUGGAUGUUGGCACUUUGGAUAUUAACAGAAGAGCUAGAUGUACACUUUGUAGAUACCAACCAGAUAAGGGUUUUAUUUCCUCCUGUACAAAUUGUAUUUAA
Messenger RNA from Naegleria gruberi, 1617 nucleotides. RefSeq lists its product as uncharacterized. The transcript has 3 exons. NCBI's taxonomy places the organism in Eukaryota, Heterolobosea, Eutetramitea, Acrasida, Naegleriidae. The record is from RefSeq and is a predicted model, not a curated record. Bases 1 to 1617 code for a protein of 538 amino acids.